Molecule: messenger RNA, 1237 nt
Organism: Hipposideros armiger (great roundleaf bat)
Lineage: Eukaryota; Metazoa; Chordata; Mammalia; Chiroptera; Hipposideridae
Gene: ENSA
Product: endosulfine alpha
Exons: 4
Coding region: 153-518 (121 amino acids)
Cellular component (GO): cytoplasm
Molecular function (GO): protein phosphatase inhibitor activity
Source: RefSeq, a predicted model, not a curated record
UCGCAAAGUCACAGACAAGGGCCGCCAUUUUGACUGAGCAACCCUAGUGACAGGAGCCGAAGGAACAGCUCAGGUUGUCCCCGUUUCCCCUCCCCCUUCCCUUCUCCGGUUGACUUCCCGGGCCCCCUACACUCCACAGCCCCGGUCCCGCCAUGUCCCAGAAACAAGAAGAGGAGAACCCUGCGGAGGAGACCGGCGAGGAGAAGCAGGACACGCAGGAGAAAGAAGGUAUUCUCCCUGAGAGAGCCGAGGAGGCAAAGCUAAAGGCCAAAUAUCCAAGCCUAGGACAAAAGCCCGGAGGCUCCGACUUCCUCAUGAAAAGACUCCAGAAAGGGCAAAAGUACUUUGACUCAGGAGACUACAACAUGGCCAAAGCCAAGAUGAAGAAUAAGCAGCUGCCAAGUGCAGGACCAGACAAGAACCUGGUGACCGGUGACCACAUCCCCACCCCACAGGAUCUUCCCCAGAGAAAGUCCUCGCUCGUCACCAGCAAGCUUGCGGGUGGCCAAGUUGAAUGAUGCUGCCCGGGGCUCCGCCAGAUCCUGAGACGCUGCCCCCUGGGUCCUGUGCUGGCUCCUGCCCCUCCCUGCUUUUGCAGCCAGGGGUCAGGAGGUGGCUCGGGCGCGGGCUGGAGAGGCAGAAGCCCCUGCCCGUCGGUGUCCCAGCGCAUGGAGCCCCUUGGGCUGAGCACCAAGACCUUGAACCUUUUUUGUUUUACCUUUUUUCCAAAUAACUGUUGGGAGAAAUCUCAGUGGCAUCCUGGGGGUGCCGGGUGGGGGGUGGUGUUUGAAAGGGUGGGGUGGGAGAUUCGGGGGACUGUGAGUUAGGGCUUGGAAUUGAGCAAAACAUCCCUGACUGUCCUCCCCCUUAACCAUGUGGCUAGUGUGGGGUGGGAGUGAGAGGGAGGCAGUGGAAUACACUAAAGCUGAGGGUUCCGAUUUAGCUCUGUAGAAAAAUGCCAUGUUUGCUUGGAUGCGGCCGGGGACCUGGUGUCAGAGAAAAGCAGCUGUCCAUCUAAAUAUUACAGAUGCAAACAGCUCCUCUGGUUCUGCAGAGCAAACUGAGAACACAAUGUUAAUUGUUUAUUUAAAAAAAAAAAAGUCCUUGGAAUAGAUUUGCUGUGGGGAGAAGGGCAGUGAGUGUGGGAGUCCCACAGAGCCCAGGGGACUUUUUUUCAGUAUUUGAAAUAAAAAAAAAAAUUUAAAAAAAGACCCACAAAAAACCCAACCCAGAAAUA